Spodoptera litura is the source of this 396-nucleotide messenger RNA. The record is from RefSeq and is a predicted model, not a curated record. Lineage: Eukaryota; Metazoa; Arthropoda; Insecta; Lepidoptera; Noctuidae.
AUGAGCUCUAGUGCCAAUGCCGCAUCGCUGGAGGCCAAACACUGUCGUGUAGAUAUUUCUGAUAAGAUGGCGUCGUACUAUACUAGACUUAGAAAAACCCUAAAAUGGUACCGCAAGCUAAUCAUUGAGAUUGUCUAUGGCACAAUAUUCAUUCAAAAAUUUGCAGCAGGAAAAAAAGUAGGCAAAUUAGAAUUUCGGGACCAAUUAAUAAAAGAGAUGAUUAGCAACCCGGCACCCGGCACUAAUAAUCAACUCGAUGACGCUGCAGAGGAGGGUAGGACAAAGAAAGCCAAAACACAAGUUAGAGAAAACGAAAAGAAAGCUCGGAGAUACCCGAAAGAGAUGCAGACCUUGUUACGACCAAUUUACAACAACCGAAUCUGCAAGUAUGGGUAG